AUCACCUACUUGGUCUUUAAGAGGAUUAGGCAGAAGAUUCUAAGACUCUUUGUUUAUUCAGAGAUUGUCAUCACUUCGUUUAGGAUUCAAGGACCAGUCAGGUUUGCAAACAAAUAAUAAUUUAUUUUACAAACAAUUUAAGACUUGACAAAUGGUUUAAACUAUUUACUGUGAGUGGAUGUGAACUAAGAGAUGGGUGUCUGGAACUAGGUGUGAAUAAAGUAUUUCAGAGUCGGUAUCAUGAGAAAGCUGAAUCCUGAAUGGAGGAAAUUUGGUUUGCAAGUAAGCUACAAGCUGUUGUUUAUCAAACUGCAUACAGAUGCUAUCUCGCUGUGUUCUAUGUACCCAAGUGGAGGCGCCCUUGUGGAUCCGAAAUGUCAGGGGGGUUGGAGACCCCGAGUACAGAAGUCCGUAGACUAACUCCUAGUAUGACCAGGUCGGUCCAGGAUCGCUUCCAGGUAACACAGGUGGACUGGAUGGAACCAAGCGUCUCAAAACAACUCUGAAGGAGUGUCGCAAAAUCAGCUUUGUUCCGCAGGGAAAAUAUCUUGUUGUCCUCAGCUUUGCGGGUGCAAAAGUUUAAGGUUUUGACUAUGUCAAAAUCCUUCUGGUGAAAGAGGCUUGCUCAGACGGCCAUUCUGAGCGUCUCUCUCUCUGUCUGUCUGACUUACUGAGACUGAGAGUGAAGCUCUGUUUAAGGCCUGGUGUUAUCUCAGAAGUUGCCAAGCAUCUCAGAACACAGUCUCCGAUUCUGAACUCUGAAAUGUGGGACAAGGUUACUUAUGUGUCAUGUCUUUAUCUUAGCCUUACUCUGUCUGCAAUUGUGAAGACCUAAUCCAGUAAACAUACUUAGUAUCAUUGAAACAGAUUAAUGAAACAUUUCAUCAUUUAUAAUUAUACAUGGCAAUAUUUAGUGAUUAUUAAUUAUAAAAUCUCAGUUAUAAGAUCUUCUUUUCUUCAAUGAUAAUUUUAAUUAUAAAAUGAUUACUUUUAUUUAUGAAAUCUUCUUUUCUUCUGGGAAUAAAAGUUUAUCUAACAGAGUUCUCUUGUGGAGGAUCCUGGAAAAGAAUGCUACUGUCAUCUUUCAUUAUCUGAUGAAGCUUCAGUUCAGCUGAUGAAGUCAUCUUAUUAAAGAGCCUGCUUGCAGACAUUCCAUCUCCUGUCAGGGUAAAAUAUAGCAGAACAUGUGUAGCCAGGGUUAUUUGCUCUGGCCGUGCAUAUGAACUGUGGGAUCUCAAAAUCAGUCCAUUUGGUGAUGUUACAGUUGUAAUUAUGUCAGAAUUACUCUGGUGACACAUUUCCACGAUAGCCCUCACUGCCGUUCCAAAGCUAUGAUCUAAAACUCUGACAAAGUAGGAUUUGCAUCUUUAGGCCUUGGGGGAUGACCUCCAUUUCUCUGCAUCAGCUCCACUGACAAGCAUGAUGUAGGUGAAAAAUGUAGCCUUUGGUUGUACAAAAAGGGAGUGUUCCACUCGGGAUAAUGGGGUGUGAAUUCCCUCAAGCCCUUUCAAAACUUCACUUGUCAAACUUAUGUGACAUCUUUAGGCUUUUGUCCUGAAAAAAGCCCUUAAAUGGUCUUUCACUCAUCCCCCAGAGUCAUAGGUGAGAGCCCAAACCUUUACAGAAAACAGAAUGGUUAGGUUGGGUUGAGGUGCAACACUUUGUCACCAUGCAGCUCACUUAGCUCGGUUUUUACAACACAAAGGAGAAAACAAAGUGAAGGAGGUGGGGAAAAAAACUGCUGGGCUGGCAGACAAGGGUAUGUCACAGUUUCUGAAUGGACAUCCCCAAGUCACACACAGUCGUCCUUCCACCAUCAACACAUGCUCCUUCCUCGUGGUUCAGCUGGGGUGCAAGGUGUCGCUUUGAUUUAACUGAACAGCUCGACACCAAUCAGGACUGGCUGCAGCAUUGAUUGCUUCAGAGUCAAGAUCAAGACCCAAACUACACCUGGCUGCAGGAAAACUCCUCACCUCUCUACAAAAGUAGGUUGAGCAGGAAAAUGGCACUCGCACAAAAGCUUCUCCUUGUUUUGUGUCUGGUGGGUCUCGUCCUCAGCCAGGACGUGCCUUAUGAGGAACUCCUGGCCCAGAUCCAAGCCUGCCCUAAGGAGUGCACCUGCCCCCAAAACUUCCCCCGUGCGGUCUACUGUGACAAUAAGGGCCUGACGAGCAUCCCCAGGAUCCCUCCCUUCACGAGGUACCUCUAUCUGCAGAACAAUAUGAUUGAAUCCCUGCCUGCAAAUGUGCUGGAGAAUGCAACGCAGCUACACUGGGUGAACCUGAGUGGAAACAAAAUCAAGAACGAAGGGAUUGGAGAAGGCGUUCUGGGUGCGUUGACACGGCUGGUACACCUGUACAUGGACGACAACCUCCUGUCUUCUGUGCCAUCUCCACUCCCGGCCAGCCUCGAGCAUCUACGUCUCUCCCGCAAUCGCAUCUCCAAGAUUCCCACCGGGGUAUUUGCUGGUCUGGAUAAGCUAAAUCUCCUGGACCUCCAGGGGAACAAGCUGAUGGAUGAUUCUGUGACUGAGGUGAGCCUAAAGGGUCUCAACAACCUGGUGCAGAUUAAUCUAGCCAAGAACCAGCUGAGUCGCAUGCCCCUCGGACUGCCACCCACCACCACCCAGCUCUUCCUUGACGGCAACAACAUUGAGAAGAUCCCAGCUGACUACUUCAAGGGUUUGCCCAAAGUGGCAUUCCUGAGGCUCAACCACAACAAGCUUGGCAGCAGUGGAGUUCCCAAUGAUGUUUUCAACAUUUCCAGCAUUCUGGACCUGCAGCUGUCUCACAAUCAGCUGACUGAGGUUCCCAUCAUCCCCUCAGGCCUUGAACACCUCCACCUGGACCACAACAAAAUCACAAGUGUGAAUGGUGCCAACAUCUGUCCCGUCUCGGCCGACUCUCUGGGCGACUCCGUGAAUGAAAGCUCACCUCGUCUGCGUUACCUCCGACUGGACGGGAACGGUAUCAACCCACCGAUUCCCAGAGAUGUCCUCGUGUGCUUCGGUCUCCUUAGAUCUAUUGUCAUCUAAGCACAAAAAAAUCAGCAACAUUUAAAAUUCUUUUUUCUUACAAUUAUCAAUCUGACCUGGACAGCGAUUUGGAGGAAACCAAAAAAGCCGCACAUUUUUGCAUGUUUUUGAAGAUGGAUGGAUAGCAUCCACUCAUUUCUUCCUUUCAUCAUUAAACAAGUUUUUUUUUGUCAAAUUUGAGUGAAAUCUACUUUUAUAAGUCAGAACUUUAAUUCUGACAAUUUUCUGUCAUAUAGUUGUGCCUUAUGUUGCUAUGAACACCUUCCUGUAGAGUUCUGAACCAAAAGGAGUUACACUUUAGGAUGUGAAUACAUUAGGAAUGUUUAUUAUAAUGACUGAAUUGAUUUUGCUCUUUUGAACUUUUGCAAUUUGUCUUUGACUACUUCGCAUUUGUAGGCUUGAAGCCAAACAAACGAUUCUUGUGUGCUAGAUUUCUCGUUGUUUUUGAUUCUUCUUUACUUUUUAAAACAGAAUUUCCUCAGAGAAAAACACGUACUGUAGGUAAUUUGUUUUUAUUUAACGUGGUGGAAAUUACGCAGAAACUAUCCUUGGCCAGCAUUCCUUAAUAUUUUAUACACAGAAAAUGAUUAACACUUGCCAACACACUUUUUAAUUAUGAUAAGUGUUUUUGUCUGAAUUAAAUGAGCAGGAGAUUCAGAGUUAAACUGUCUGUAAUGAGAAUAAAACCUCUGAAUGAAAAUGUA
Molecule: messenger RNA, 3738 nt
Organism: Nothobranchius furzeri (turquoise killifish)
Lineage: Eukaryota; Metazoa; Chordata; Actinopteri; Cyprinodontiformes; Nothobranchiidae
Gene: kera
Product: keratocan
Molecular function (GO): protein binding
Source: RefSeq, a predicted model, not a curated record